This is a messenger RNA of Lytechinus variegatus (green sea urchin), 4077 nucleotides long. Its product is annotated as wiskott-Aldrich syndrome protein family member 3-like. Gene Ontology annotation, molecular function: Arp2/3 complex binding; protein kinase A regulatory subunit binding; actin binding. Gene Ontology annotation, biological process: positive regulation of Arp2/3 complex-mediated actin nucleation; actin cytoskeleton organization. NCBI's taxonomy places the organism in Eukaryota, Metazoa, Echinodermata, Echinoidea, Temnopleuroida, Toxopneustidae. The transcript is spliced from 6 exons. Gene Ontology annotation, cellular component: SCAR complex; cytoskeleton. The coding region runs from base 204 to 1787 and encodes 527 amino acids. The record is from RefSeq and is a predicted model, not a curated record.
UAACAAGCAAGUGCAGUUCGAUCCGCCAUGAAUUUACUUCGUACGUGAAUUCAGGAGGAGAUCCCUGUUAUUUCCGUUUGUUUUGGGUGUGUUGCCCAGGAGAAUACAGGAGUUUAGCAUUUCUUUUAAAUUUUGGAGACUUGCAGACAGUCUAUAAGAGAAGAAUAUCACUUUAUGGUUAGCAGUGAGAUGACCGAUCCGCGAUGCCAUUGAUCAAGCGAGAGGUCGAGCCUGUCCUGGUCAGUCGUGUGGACAUUGGCCAGGGCAUCCAGAACGAGUUGGAAUGUGUCACCAACUACACUCUAUCAAGUAUCAUCCGUCAGCUCAGCAACCUUGGCAAGCAUGCUGAGGACAUCUUCGGGGAGCUGUACAGGGAGGCCAUGGGACUGUCUGGGAGGGCGAACAUCCUCCAGGACCGCAUUGACAAGCUGUCAGAUAAGGUCACCAAGUUGGACGCUACAAGGGACCAAGUAUCCCUCCAAGACAUUCAUAUGCGCAAAGCCUUCAAAAGUUCGCUGGCCCUGGAGACAGAGGUGGUCUCCUCCCCCACCAUGCCGUCGGCGAUGAGGGAGACGUACAUGAGAUGCGAGAAGCCGCCAAAGUUAUCACUGCUCAACCAGUUCAGGGAGGAUGGAAAAGACGGUCUAAAAUUCUACACAGAUCCCAAGUUCUUCUUCGAGAGAUGGUGCAACGAACAACGGAAAGACAUCGAGAAUAACAUUAGGAAAAAGAGGAGGAGAAGACAAAAGAAGCCAGCAACAGACAAGGGUUCAGUGCCAAAGGUCCCUGUCAAUACGAGGAAGAAUCGUUAUCAGAUGUACGCAGACGGGGCAGAGUUUGCUAAGCAACAGAGACCGCAGCAGAGUAUAACAAACACCCAUAUAUCAUCGAACCAGGUCAACCAAGAUCCAGCCAAACACAGGAUAUCGCACUCCGACUCCAUUAUCUCCAGUACGCCAUCCGAUGACUCGGGCAUCAACGGUCAGUCGAUGCGAAGGAAACCGACACAGGGUCCACCGCCUCCUCCGGUAUCGCAGGGUGGGGAGCCUCCCAUGAAUGGGGAUGUGGUGUUGAGGCCGGUUAGACCGGCGCCAGCGCGCCCGCCCAGCCAGCAACAGCAACCGCAACCACCACCCAUGAACAACCACGCCCCGAUGAUGCCACCACCCCCGCCACCCGAUGUGCCUCAACAGCAGAGCUACCUCAGCUCUGGGACGUCCGGUUACUCGAGCGCGAGCGACCUCCCACCUCCGCCACCGCCGCCGCAGCAACCCGUCAUGAUGAAUAACCACGCCCCGGCCCAGGCGCCGCAGCCAGUAUUGUCGCAGCCACUUCCAAACAACAUUCCCCCGCCACCUCCCCCUCCCCCCGUGGGCGGCCCUGCCCCGCCUCCUCCACCGCCCAUUGGUGGGAUCCAGGUUCAGAAGCCACCUGCCACCAACAACAAUGUCCCUGCCGCACCCCCACCACCCCCUGAUCAGUUCAGGCUACCAUCCACUCAACCAGAUCCGGCUGCUAAUCCCAACAAUACUAGUCCUGUUGUCAACUCGCCCAACAAGCCGCCACCAGUACAAGCCAGUGAUCCAAGAAGUGAUCUAUUAGCAGCAAUCAAAGAAGGAAUGAAACUUAGGAAAGUAGAGGUACAAGAAGAGAAGCAGAGACACAGCGAACCCGCACCAAACAGCGUAGAAGCCAUCCUACGACGUCGUAUAGCAGUCGAACUCAGCUCCGACGAGGACAGUCAAGUAUCUAGCGAUUAUGAGGCAGAGUGGUCAGACGACGAUUGAGCUAGCAUUUUUUGUAAAGCCAGAGACGUAUCUUUUCUAGGGCAUUCGCAAUCGUAGGGUUUUGAUGAUCAAUAUUGCUGUUUAGCCUGAAACAUCACCAGGGCCGGUUACGUGAAGCUUAUCAAUUGAUCGUUGGGCUGAUCUCUACGAUUAAUUGCAUUGAUUAUUGUGUAUGAAUCAGUCAUAGAUAUCAGCCCUGUCAUCUAUCGCUAUGCUUUGUGUUACGGGGCUCAGGGCUCUCUAACACAAAACUUUGCAAUUGAUCAUCAAAAUAUAUUUGUAUGAUUGAUUGCAUUAAAUACAGUUUACAAUCAAUAAGAUAAAAAAAACAAUUGCAAGAUCAGUCACUGAACAUUUUGAUUUAGCACCCAGGUGUUGUUUCACAAAGAUUUAAGUACGACUUACAUGUACGUCGCACUUGUAUGCUGACUUGUACAUGAUAUUCAACACGCAGUCUUAUUGAUCGAUACACAGUAGUGCGCAUCCUCUUGGCAUGAUCUGACCAAUGCUGUCUUGCCUUUUAUACCGCUCACAACUACACAUUUAAGUGUGGCUCUAAGUCAUAUUUAAAUCUUUGUGAACACCCCCCAGGUAUAUAUAUAUAGAUGUGAGGAAACAUUCUUUUUAUCACAGUCCAAGAAGGUAUCCUCUAUCCUUGAAAGCUUUCGCCUGCAGUGCUGUGAUCUUCAUCACACUUUCGUUGUAGCUUAGGAGUAGGUCUGAUGGAGCUUGCAGCGUCGCAGGAAAAAUCUUGCCAAAACUGGUGAAUUUUUCCUGCUUUGCAUUGAAAAGACAUUUUCAUGUCUUAUCACACCAACUGGAUGAACCUCCUCGGUGAUCAAUAGGUUCAGACUAAACAGCUUAUUGUGACUGGGUGUGGAGCUAAGAAAACUUGCUCUUGAUACAUGUAAACAAAAUGUGAUUUUCUUUGAGAAACACUUUAGAUUACAUAUCGUACAAGAAGAUGUUUCGUCAACGAAACGAUCGUAGAACUGAUUGUGAGAGAUUGAUGAAAGCUCCCAUUAUUAAACCGUGUUUAGGAAAUCAUUUGAGACAGCUUGGAAUAUAAUUCCUAGACUUGGCAAUGUUGAUGGUCGAUAUUGCAUGAUCUAAAAAUUGAUUUGUUGAUUAAUUUUAAGACCGAUGAAACAUUCAACGAGCAUGCCUAGCACUGUUGGAGGUUUGACAAGUACAUUAUUUAAGCAUGUAUCUUGCUGCUGAUGAUAAUUUUUGUUGUUGAGUUUGUGUUAGCUCCUGGAAAAGCCAAGCUGCUAGUAUUGCGAAGCUUCCGUAAUCUUGCAUCAUCGCAGUUUCAUGGCUAUGAUGGAAAGCGGUGAAGUCUCUGGUUUUACAAAUCGCUUAAGUUUUUCUAUUUGAUAUAACUGCAUUAUCAAGUUAGUAGUAUGAUGUUGUUAUAAAGUUACAGUAUCAUAUUGCAACCAGUUUAUUAUAUUGCAUUUAGAUUGAAAUCUAUUGCAAACAAUGCUCAAAUUUGCCCUCAUGGCGUAAUAAUUUCCUCCAUUGUUUUGGGGGCUUUUUUUCAAGGGGGGUAGGAAGCUUUAUAACAGAUUAUUCAAAUCAAAGUCAGAAAGUGUAUGAUUUCUAUUUUUAUUAUAUUGUAAGCCACUUUUUUUACAAAAUGCAUGAAACUUGAUUUUUCAUUACUGUAGAUUUGAACCUUCGCCUCUUCAAAAACCCAUCUUCUAUUCUUGAUAUCACUUCAUUUGGCCAAACACAAAUGAUUUUCAAUAAAAGAUGCAUACAUCCUUGUUUGUCGAUUUCAAGGCAAUGCGAAAAUAGAAGUAACUGCAAUAACUUAUUUCACCACUAUAGAUAGUAAUCAACACAUUCAUAUAAUCAAAUACUCUAUUAAAGCAUCUUCACUUUCAUAAUAGGUAUUCCUUUCAAUCAUACAUACAAAAAAGAUCAUUAGAAUCACUUCCUUUUUUUGUGUGUGUAUAGUAAUCUUAUAUAGUAUUUUGAAAAUGAAAAAGAUUGUGGCCAUACAAGAGUCAGGAUCCUUCUGAUUAUAUUACAGCUUUAUAUUCUUUCAACACUUUAGGCGAAAGUGUUGUUCUUAGCAGAUGACUUUUUUUUUGCUGGCUUUAAAUUACUGAUCGAUAUAUAUAUAUUUCUAUUUAAUGAUAGUCCUGCAAGGCAUUUUACAUUUGGCUCGGCCAAAUGUAAUGAUUUAUGACGUGUAAUUAUGCUAUGUAAAUUAUGUGAGAUAGCAGAUGUGUAAUUUUGAGUAUGAACUGUAUUGUACAUAGGAACAUAUAUUUACAUUUUU